AAAGUUGAAAUCUAUUUUGUUAUUCAAUAAAAAAAUAUUAUAUUAAUAAUAAUGUCUGUUUAGAUUUUAGACACAGUUGCUAUAGUCCGAAUUUCCAUAGAUCCGAUCAACUCCAAUUAUCGAAUUAAUUCGCGUCUUAUUGUUCUGAGAUUUUCACGAAAGAAACUUUUCACCUAUAUAGUCAUUGUGCCAAUAGCCAUUACUAUUUAUUUUAGCCAUUGAUUAUUUAUCGUUAUUAUUACUAUCAGUAUUUGUAUUACCGUGAAACGAAUAACUUCUGCCAGUUUAUAUAUUAUUAUCAUUUUUUACUAAAAACAUUGUCUUUAGUUUUGAAAAAAACAUGGCACCGUCAGCUGCAGUGAGCAAGAGAGAUGACGGUCCGUCGACAUCCGAAGAUUUUGAUUUAGAGAAGACGGCCGAAGAGGCGAAAUCUUUGAUUGAGAAAAUCGUCAGAGAUGUUGGCAAAAAGUCUGCAACCAGACAAUUGAUUUUUGGUUCGGCGUCUGGAUGGGCAACUGGCUUUAUAAUGAUGAAGUUGGGUAAAGCUGCUGCGUUCACAGUCGGAAGUGGUAUAUUAGUGCUUCAACUGGCCAAUUCGAGCGGUUAUAUAAACAUUAAUUGGGAUAAACUGACCAGAGGUGUAGAGAGAGUGGCCGAACAAGUCGAAGGGAGUACAAGUGACAAAAAGCAAGGAUUAUUGAAGAAGAUGGGGCGCUUUGUCGACAAGAAACUUGACAAAGCUGAGGAUUUAUUAAGGAAGAAAGAACGCAAAGCUAAACGUUGGUUUAACCGUAUAUCUGGUGAUGAGGACGAGUUUGUUUUUGAAGAGAUUCAUGUAUUCUUAGCAUCUUAUAUAAUUGGCCUUGUUCUUGGAAUUUCUUGUGGCAUAGCUGCUCGCUGAAACGGUCAUUGAACAAUACAUUUUCAUGAAUAUAUAUAUUACAAUAUACAAAAAAAAAUCAUUUCAUUUUAUAUAAUUGUUUGGAUGUAUAUAGCAAAGCACUACUAAUAAUAGUUCCAUAUUAAUUUAUUUAAAUAAUUUGUUUAUAAUGAGAACAGGCGCUUGUUUUUUAGUUUAUUUACUAAAUUUACAUAAUUUAUAAUUAUAUUGUAUAAUCAUAUUAUAUUUAGUAAGUAUUAUUUUGAUACUAGUCAGUUCGAAAUGAGUCGUUCCAUUCAUUUGUGUAAUGAUUUGUGAUCAAACAAAUUAUGAAUUUAGGUUUUAACUGUUUAAUAUCUUAUUUGUUAAUAUUUUAUUUUAAUAAAAUGAAAUUAUCUUGGAAACUAUUUUAUGUAUUCACAAAUAUAAUUUUGUUUGAAAUUUGUAUGUACUUAUUGUACUUUAUUAAGUGUAGGUACUAUUCAAAAUUUUAACAAUUAGUUUUUCUAUAGUAAAAAGUUUAUAUUAAGAAUAAUAGCCCUUAAAAAUGGUUUUACAGAAAUUUAAAAUAUAUGUGAUAUUGUGGAUC
Messenger RNA from Metopolophium dirhodum (rose-grain aphid), 1469 nucleotides. Its product is annotated as FUN14 domain-containing protein 1. The transcript is spliced from 3 exons. Gene Ontology annotation, biological process: autophagy of mitochondrion. Gene Ontology annotation, cellular component: mitochondrial outer membrane. The record is from RefSeq and is a predicted model, not a curated record. Bases 341 to 901 code for a protein of 186 amino acids. NCBI's taxonomy places the organism in Eukaryota, Metazoa, Arthropoda, Insecta, Hemiptera, Aphididae.